Molecule: messenger RNA, 476 nt
Organism: Pediculus humanus corporis (human body louse)
Lineage: Eukaryota; Metazoa; Arthropoda; Insecta; Psocodea; Pediculidae
Product: Innexin inx1, putative
Exons: 1
Cellular component (GO): gap junction; plasma membrane
Molecular function (GO): gap junction channel activity
Source: RefSeq, a predicted model, not a curated record
AGACACAAACUCUACGCUCUUCGAUAUUUCUUUUGCGAAGCCCUUUGCCUCGUCAACAUAAUCGGACAACUCAUACUCAUGAACAAUUUUUUCGACGGUGAAUUUUUCAGUUACGGACUUCGCGUCAUGUCGUUCAGCAAUCAACCCCAGGAAGAUCGUUUCGAUCCCAUGGUGUACAUUUUUCCCCGCGUGACCAAGUGCACGUUUCAAAAAUUUGGUGCUUCCGGAUCCAUACAAACCCAUGACUCGCUAUGCAUACUCCCGUUGAACAUAGUCAACGAGAAAACCUACAUAUUCCUGUGGUUUUGGUACAUAAUAUUGGCGACUCUACUCUCGGCUCUGUUGAUAUACAGAGCCGUCAUAUUGGCGGCUCCGAGCGUGAGACCCUACAUAUUGCACCGUAGAAAUAGAAUGAUUCCGUUCGACAUUGCGAAAGCCGUGUCGCGAAAAACGGACGUCGGAGAUUGGUGGAUAUU